Messenger RNA from Vicugna pacos (alpaca), 3153 nucleotides. The record is from RefSeq and is a predicted model, not a curated record. NCBI's taxonomy places the organism in Eukaryota, Metazoa, Chordata, Mammalia, Artiodactyla, Camelidae.
CUUGUAGGCACAUGGUCGCUUUUGUCCAUCAGUUCAGUGUCUGCGCCUACGUGAAAAGUUUUAAAACCAGAAUUUUACGUUUUAUGUUUUUUCGUUUUAGUGUAGGAAAAAUGAUGACGGGGACACAACUGUUGUUGUUGAAAAGGACCAUUUUAUGGACGAUUUCUUCCAUCAGGUUGAGGAGAUCAGAAGCAGCAUAGCUAAAAUAGCUCAGCAUGUUGAAGACGUAAAGAAAAACCACAGUGUCAUCCUCUCUGCACCAAACCCAGAAGGAAAAAUAAAAGAAGAGCUUGAAGAUCUGAACAAAGAAAUCAAGAAAACUGCUAAUAAAAUUCGGACCAAGUUGAAGUCUAUUGAGCAGAGUUUUGAUCAGGAUGAGAGUGGGAACCGGACUUCGGUGGAUCUUCGGAUACGAAGAACCCAGCAUUCAGUGCUGUCUCGAAAGUUUGUGGAAGUUAUGACAGAAUAUAAUGACGCUCAGACUCUGUUUCGGGAGCGAAGCAAAGGACGGAUACAGCGGCAGCUGGAAAUAACUGGAAAAACCACCACCGAUGAUGAACUCGAAGAGAUGCUGGAAAGUGGCAACCCCUCCAUUUUCACGUCAGACAUCAUAUCAGAUUCACAAAUCACUAGACAAGCUCUCAGUGAAAUUGAGUCGCGUCACAAAGACAUCAUGAGGCUGGAGACCAGCAUCCGGGAGCUGCAUGAGGUGUUCGUGGACAUGGCCGUGCUUGUGGAGACGCAGGGUGAAAUGAUCAACAACAUAGAAAAAAACGUUAUGAACGCCAUGGACUAUGUAGAACAUGCUAAAGAAGAGACGAAGAAAGCUAUUAAAUAUCACAGCAAAGCGCGAAGGAAAAAGUGGAUAAUUGCUGCUGUGGUGCUGGUUCUGGUGGCUGUAAUUGCUCUAAUUAUUGGUUUAUCAGUUGGCAAAUGAUGACGUGGAGACCCUGGGUGUGCGUGCCUCUCUGCCGCGCGGCAAAAAUGGUGUUCAUUAUUAUUUGUGUAGUUAUUUUGCUUGUGAUCCUUGGAAUUGUCCUAGCAACGACACUGUCAUAGCAACCGUGUUCCAAGAGCCAUUUACCCUGGAGUCAGACCACACCUGCAGCACAGCAGCGCCUUCCCGUUUCAUGAGUGAGUCGUAGGCACUGACCUGGAGCGCUGAGUGCUGAUCUUUCAUUAGUGAGUUCGAGGAGAAAGCACAACACAAUGUAUUGUUUGGUGAAACACCGUGAGCAUAAUGGGUGUGAUGAGUUAACCCAAACAUCCCUGGACUCGAAAUAACACGCCACAGAAAUUUAACAAUGUGAACCUUGUUUCAGUGGCCUUAAAAUAAGGAAUUAUUGAAAAUUUCAAUUUUUUUAAUACUUCAGUGUUAAAAAUAUAUGUGAAGUUCAGUUAGGAGUAUUUUAUGUUAUGAAGCUGUUAGAAUUCAGGUCUAAGACCUUCUUCCCUCUCCCAGCUAACAUGCUGAUUAAGAGACAUUUUUGUACUAUGUUUAAUUCGUGUUUGUUUAUGUUUGCAAAAAUUAUUUUUAUUAUCACAGAACUGUUUUGUAAGAUAUCUAUAAUUUUAAAUGUUUAUAAAUUGUUUAAUAUAUUAACAUCUUAAUUUACUCCAAUUGUGUAUAUUAACUACUGCCUUUUAAAAGAAAUAGAAAGCUUCACGAUACUAGAGCCAUCUUUGCACAGUUGUUUACAAAGUUUGCCAGCGGCAUAGAAACCAUGGGUUGCAAAGUACCCACAAAAGCCUUUUGAGUGCCUUCUGUUAAAAUCUACGUAUGAGGUUUAAAUGCACCUAAAGCCUCCAGGAAGACCUCAGUUAUUGUCCUCAGCUCCAGUCCUGCCUGUCCCAUUACCCAAGGUAAUAAAUUAGUUACUGCACUGUGAAGACAUGGUCUCUUCUUUUAUUCCAUAAAAUGCAAGGUUUGUGUUUCCCUGUUCAUGCUAAUGAAGUCUGAAUUUAAGACAGUGAUAAAACCAAAUUUUAAACUGAAGGAAAUUAUUCCCAGGCAAUUAAGUAAUUCUUUUGAAUUUAAACUGUUGUACAGAUCACGUAAAUGUUCUUGUUAAAGUGCCUGCUAUUCUGCUGAAUCCCGAAGUUUACAGGAAUCUGUGAUAAUUAAACAUUUGUAUUGUUCUUUUUUUUAGUGUAAUAAUAAGCUUUAUUUUCAGACUUGUAAACUGUAUGGACUCCUCCUAGUGAAUGGACAUCUGUAAGACAGCAUCUGGUCAAAAUUUUCAAUGAAUACGUGAAGGAUACUCAAAUAUAGUUAACUCGUUACUUCUGCAAGUGACAGUGUAGGCACAUGACUGUCUUCUAACGUUCGGUCUGAAAACUAGUAUAGAUGUGCUUGAUUCCAAACAGUAAGUGUGACUGGGGCAGUCUGGAACCUGUCUUCCUUAUUUAAUGCAAGUGUGAACGUCACACAUACGUCUGCCUGCCUCACUGCGAUUGCAGUCUCUGCCCGUGCAUUAGCUUCCCUAGCUGCUCAUCACGGUGUGCUCAGAGUUACGGCGCUGGGAGUCUUCUGGCUCUGCCAGACACAGGCCCUGGAUCUCUGAGUGGCCCGUCGGGGGGCAUGCCCAGUGAUCCGUGCUUACAUGGAAGGUACAGCUUGUCUUGAAGGGUAUUUAAGUGUUUGGAGAUCAUGCUGAUGUAAUGUGACUUCUGUGCACCUACUUGACUCCGUGAUUAUGUCCACAUGUAGAGGAGCUUUGUGCUGGUGGGGACCCGUCUCCGUGGGUCCCGCUUUCCCCUCAACGUAAGUCUUUUUAGUCCUCACCUUUCAUCAUAAUUCUUAACUGUAUUUUUUCAAGACGUUCUUCCUGGAUUUGCAGUACUUACUGAACUUGUGUUUUACAGUUGAAGUUACAGAAAUGCGUUUUGGUUCCUAUGUAGACGUUUAAGUCAUUCAUCAGGUAACACAUUUUGUAUGACUAAGCCCCAAGUGCCUAUUUGAAAUCAGAGUUUUAAAAAUGUCUAUACAGGUUUGUUACUUUUUAUCAUUUCUUCAGAUAUUUCAUGUUUACAUUAAAAAGCUCUCAGAACCAAAAAAAAAAAAAAUCCACUUUCUGCCUUGUUAUUUCUGGGAAGAUUUUUUGGGAGAUAUUUUUGUUGCAUGUCCAUUAAUAAAUUGUUCUGCUAAGAAAA